GGCAAGGGGCCGCCGUCCAAGAUGGCGGCUUCCAUCUCGGGCUACACCUUCAGCGCCGUCUGCUACCACAGCGCCAACAGCAACGCCGACCACGAAGGAUUCUUGCUGGGAGAGGUGAGACAAGAGGAGACGUUUAGCAUUAGCGAUUCGCAAAUCAGCAACACAGAAUUUCUGCAAGUAAUAGAGAUCCACAACCAUGAGCCCUGUUCGAGACUCUUCAGCUUCUACGACUACGCGGGCAAGGUUAAUGAAGAGAGUCUGGACAGGAUCCUCAAAGAUCGAAGAAAGAGCGUGAUUGGCUGGUACCGAUUUAGGCGAAACACACAGCAGCAGAUGUCCUAUCGAGAACAGAUCGUGCAUCGCCAGCUGACCCACCUCCUGGGCGUGCCCGACCUCGUCUUCCUGCUCUUCAGCUUCAUCUCCACAGUCAAUAACUCCACCCACGCCCUGGAGCACGUGCUCUUCAGGCCGAACCGCAGGUAUAAUCAAAGGGUGUCGCUCGCGAUCCCCAAUCUAGGCAACACUAGUCAGCAGGAGUACAAAGCCUCUUCGGUGCCAAACACUUCUCAAACCUAUGCCAAAGUUAUCAAAGAACACGGUACUGAUUUUUUUGAUAAAGAUGGAGUGAUGAAGGACAUCAGGGCUAUUUAUCAGGUUUAUAAUGCACUUCAGGAAAAAGUUCAGGCGGUCUGCGUAGAUGUAGAAAAGAGCGAGCGGGUCGUGGAGUCCUUUCAGGCAGACGUAAACAAAUUAAAAAGGCGAAUCGUUCAGAGGAAAAGCGAAAAGGAGCAAGAGAUGAGAGUGCAGCGAGCCCCGCUCACCCGCCCGGCGGAGAGCCCGGGGCCCGCCUUCGGGCGUUCGGCGGCGGAGAGCCCGGGGCCCGCCUUCAGGCGCCCGGCGGCCCCGUUUUCCGGGUUUGCGGGGGACGGCGGCUCCAGGGGCGACGCCGACGCUUCCGGGCCUCCCCCGCCUCCUCUCCCUCCUCCGCCGCCGCCGCCGCCGCCGCCGUAUUCGGAUUUCCACCUGACCGGUCCGGAGAGCCUGCUGAGCGCUUCCCUCCCGGAGGGCAACGUGUUCAUGCCUCGCCCCCAGGCCGUGGGCUCCUCCAACUACGGCUCGACCGGCGCGGGCGCCCGGCCCGCCGGAGACGCCCCGGCCCCGCCGACGGCCGAAUGCCGAGACGGUGACUCCGAGACCUCGCUCCAGCGCCCGGAGUCCUCCGGCAGCGAGUCCUCCCGGGCCAAGGAGCCCCGGGCGGGCACGCGCUCCGACGGGGACCCCGGGGGCCCGCCGAGAGCCCAGGUUUAGCGCCGCCCACGGGACUCUCAGCCCGGGCCCCGGACCCCGGACCCGGCGCUGGGACGGCCAGAGUUUUUCGAGGCGCGGAUCUGGACGGGCGUUUCCCAGAGAGACUCCGAGAGGAGGGUCGCUGCGCCCCGGACGCCGGAGAGGGCUCGCGCCCGGACGGCUCGUUUCCGCUCAGAGACACGGUUUGCGAGUCUCACGGUGGAAUCCUUAGGAUAAUCAAGUUAUACUCACUCAUCCUGAAGAAGUUCACGGGUGGACAGGGAAGUGAAGUCCAGAUGAAGUUUAGGAAGACCCUCUUGGUUUUGUGACCCCGUUUCCCGUAAGCCAGAUUGGAAUUCCGAGACCGAAGCACAAUUAGUCUAUAAACGUUCUCCGAGAUCAAAACUUUACCUCUUGCACUAUCAUGCCUUGAAGUUUCAUUUUUGGAAGAGAGGCGGGUCGGCGACCGCCUCGAAAGAGACGUUCCGCGGUGAAGCCAAAGUCACCUCUGCUAGAAAAGAGUCGGGGCCAUUCCAGGGAAGCUGAUCGGAACGAGUCCGACCCACUCCUCCCGACCGCGUGACCUUUGGACGCUGCGAGCGGAGGGUUUCGUCUCGACCUUUGUCCUCGCGUAACACGUGUAUCACUUCAGA
Messenger RNA from Ornithorhynchus anatinus (platypus), 1940 nucleotides. It is a transcript of the gene ABRAXAS2, whose product is annotated as abraxas 2, BRISC complex subunit. The transcript has 9 exons. NCBI's taxonomy places the organism in Eukaryota, Metazoa, Chordata, Mammalia, Monotremata, Ornithorhynchidae. Gene Ontology annotation, cellular component: nucleus. The coding region runs from base 22 to 1308 and encodes 428 amino acids. Gene Ontology annotation, molecular function: microtubule binding; polyubiquitin modification-dependent protein binding. Gene Ontology annotation, biological process: attachment of spindle microtubules to kinetochore; protein K63-linked deubiquitination; mitotic spindle assembly. The record is from RefSeq and is a predicted model, not a curated record.